Molecule: messenger RNA, 1268 nt
Organism: Fomitopsis serialis
Lineage: Eukaryota; Fungi; Basidiomycota; Agaricomycetes; Polyporales; Fomitopsidaceae
Product: Phosphoadenosine phosphosulfate reductase family-domain-containing protein
Exons: 4
Coding region: 146-883 (245 amino acids)
Cellular component (GO): cytoplasm
Molecular function (GO): phosphoadenylyl-sulfate reductase (thioredoxin) activity
Source: RefSeq, a predicted model, not a curated record
GUCACCAUUGUGCAAACAUCCUAUUCUACAGCUUCGCCCCGUCUGUGCGAAGAUGCUACUUCUCUCUAUCUCCGCCAUUUCUACAGCGUCAGCUUGGGCUGCUACUCAUUCAACCGUAUCCACUGUACCGGAACGAGACUAGACCAUGUCAAGUGAAGCCUCGUCCUCUGCGCCCACAUUUUCCAAGCCACUCCAGCUCCCCCUGCCGAAAGACGAGCUCGACCGCAUCAAUGCCUACCUACGCGACCUAACACCAGAGCAAAUCCUCCGAUGGGCAACGCUGGAGCUGGUGGAAGAAGUCAAGAAGCGGUACGGCGUUCCGAUACAUGUAUACAAGCCGGAGGAAUGUGAGACGGUCGUGGAGUUCGAGAAGAAGUUCGGAGAGAAGCUGUGGGAGACAGACGAGACGUUGUACGAUUAUGCGGUUAAGGUUGAACCAGCCCGGAGAGCCUACGAGGAGCUCGGCGUGAAGUCAAUCAUUACUGGUCGGCGAGCCUCACAAGGAGCCGAUCGCGCGAACUUGCUCCCCUUGGAGGUGGACAGUACUGGUCUGCUCAAGCUCAACCCACUGUUUGCAUGGACGUUCCCUUUCGUGGAAUGGUACAUAAAGGAGAACAACGUCCCACGCAACAAGCUACUAGACCAAGGCUACCGCAGCGUCGGAGAUUGGCAUAGUACCGUCAAGAGCGGUGAGGGCGAUACAGGGGAGCGAGCAGGUCGCUGGGCAGGGAAGAAGGAGAAGACCGAGUGCGGCCUGCAUGUUGACUACUUCGCCAUGAAGGCAGCUGCCCAGAAGAAGCUCGGGCAGUUGCAAGUACAAGACGGGGUCCGACCCGACGAAGCUGCUCCCGCAACCAUUCCGGCGGUAGAGGCCAGUGCCUGAGCACACGUAGAUAGCGCGCUGUGAGGUUCCUUCCCUGCCUGCUGGACUACACGAUGUGUAGAAUGCGGUGUGUAUUGUAAUCCGAACAUGACUUCUGUCCGUCUCCAAGUCUUCAGCUGCUGAAUGCUCAUGUUCCCUGUGCGCCUACCCUAGCGCGCUGAGAUGAUCCUCUCCACGCAUGUGUGUCUUCCACGAGGGUCUGUGAUCACCACGCCACGCCGCAACAUCCAAUCGAGAAGCCCUGCUCUACCCCGGCAUCGGAGGCAGUGUCAUGCCCGCGCUACGGCACGGUAGUGGCUGCUAAGGGCCCGGGGAAUCUGACAUUGAGCACCGAUUCCUAGUCCGCUGGUGGAUCACUAUAAAUGCCAACCAUGACCUGAUCUCC